AUGGUGCUCAUGAGGAGCAUGGCGACGCGGCGGAUGCUACUGGGGCUCCCGUACGAAAUAGUCAUCGAGAUCGCCGGGCUUGUCGCCGCGACCUCGCUGCACCCGAUGGAGGACCUCUGCAGCCUCCGUGGCACUUGCCUGACCAUGCGCGCAGCAUGCAUGGAGCGUGUCAUCAGGAGCCACGUAGCACUAGAGCAGGAGGAACCCAUGAGGUGGUUCGACCCCAACCGCUACCUUGCCCUCAUCGACAAACUGGCCACCGUCGGCAACCCGGAGUCCUACUUCAUGCUCGGGCUCAGGCUUGUCUUCACGCAGUGCCGCACGAACCCGUCGGCACUGCCUGCCUUAGACAGGCGUCCGCCGUUAACCACAAGGGACAACGAGGUCGAGCAAUACAUCAGGAAGGUGAAGGGCGAGGGCGUCACCCACGGGUGCAAGCCAGAGGCCAGCAGGACCAACCGAGAGUGCGUGAUGUGCCGCGAGCAAGCUGUUGACGCGGCCCGGGAGGUGUUAUGGAGGGAGGAUGGAAUGAUGGACCCGGUGCCGGUGUCGCUGCCAGAGGUAGUUUGCAAGGGUAGUGGCUAUGGCGUGGCGAAAGGAUGGACCGGCCGCUGGGCUGUCUUUUGUAGCGACGGCUAUAGGAUUAGGCAUGAGUACUCUGGGUUCUUCUCGUGA
Molecule: messenger RNA, 675 nt
Organism: Miscanthus lutarioriparius
Lineage: Eukaryota; Viridiplantae; Streptophyta; Magnoliopsida; Poales; Poaceae
Source: the annotation of a GenBank genome assembly